AUGGGGUACCGUGGGCAACUCAGAAAAGUCUCAGAUCUUCCCCGGGGAAGAUUGGAAAACUUGAGUAUGCAUGGUACUACAGUGUCAUCUUCAUCUAGAUUACUCGAUUCUCACUACUCGGUGCUCCUGUCCCCCUUUUCUGCACUUUACUCAACGCUGGAAAGUCUAGUGAACAAACUCAACCACCUCCAGCUGUUUCUUUCAAAAAAUGAACCUGACCUAUUGCUUGUUACGGAGACUUGGUUAACAUGUAAGAUCAAGAAUUCUGAAGUAUCAUCCCAUCUACCGUAUGAUGUAGUACGGUUGGAUAGGAAUGAUAAGAGAGGUGGUGGAGUUUGUUGUGUUAUCAAGAAUACACUUACCUCACGAAUCGUACGUCACGACAUUCGCUGCAAAGCUGAUGUACUGUGCGUUGAUAUACUACCCCAAUACGAACACUCCCUCUUCGAUUUGUUAUAG
Cooperia oncophora is the source of this 459-nucleotide messenger RNA. The record is from the annotation of a GenBank genome assembly. Lineage: Eukaryota; Metazoa; Nematoda; Chromadorea; Rhabditida; Trichostrongylidae.